CCAGUAAUAUUGACAAUAGGGUGAAAAGAUACCCCUAAAUCCAAAACGGUCUCAAGGAAACAACAAACUACGGGGAUUUGGAGGAAAAAAGCAAUCGGAUCAAAUGUAACUGCGUCAACCUAGUCGUUUUAUAUACAUCUGUAUUUUGUUAUUAAUGGGAGUCUGAGGAUUAUAUCGUUAGAAGGCGAAAGGUACUCGUGGGUUUGGCUGUUAUAAGGCCAAGAUUUUUCUGCCGUUUCGCCGCUGCUCAGAAAGGCUAUUCGCGACGAGCUGGAAGUAGCAUAGUGGAUUAAUUUCUAAACAUAGGAUAACUCCUUUCCACCGUCUUCGUUGCGAACCACAGAGGAUCAAGGGCUAUGUCCUCGGCAGCCACCACGUCUCCAUCUGUGGACAAAGUGGACGGAUUUUCACGGAAGUCUGUCAGGAAGGCAAAGCAGAAGAGGUCGCAGAGCUCCUCCCAGUUCCGCUCUCAGGGCAAACCCAUAGAGCUGACGCCCUUGCCACUGCUCAAGGACGUGCCAGCGCCGGAGCAGCCAGAGCUGUUCCUGAAGAAGCUGCAGCAGUGCUGUACUGUCUUCGACUUCAUGGACACGCUGUCGGACCUCAAGAUGAAGGAGUACAAGCGCUCCACGCUCAACGAGCUGGUGGACUAUGUGACCGUCAGCAGGGGUUACCUGACGGAGCAGGCCUACCCAGAGGUUGUCAAAAUGGUGUCUUACAACAUAUUCCGGACCCUCCCACCUAGCGACAGUAAUGAGUUUGACCCAGAGGAGGAUGAGCCAACGCUGGAGGCCUCCUGGCCACACUUACAGUUGGUAUAUGAGUUCUUCAUCCGGUUCCUGGAGAGUCAGGAGUUCCAGCCCAGCAUUGCCAAAAAAUACAUAGACCAGAAGUUUGUCCUACAGCUCUUGGAGCUGUUUGACAGCGAGGACCCUCGGGAGAGAGACUACCUGAAGACAGUCUUGCACAGAAUCUACGGCAAAUUCCUGGGGUUGAGGGCUUUUAUACGAAAACAGAUUAAUAAUAUUUUUCUACGUUUUGUUUAUGAAACGGAACACUUCAACGGGGUGGCUGAGUUGCUGGAGAUCUUGGGGAGUAUAAUCAAUGGCUUCGCUCUGCCACUGAAAGCUGAGCAUAAACAGUUUCUGGUCAAAGUGUUGAUCCCCCUCCACACUGUAAGGAGUCUGUCCCUCUUUCACGCACAGUUGGCGUAUUGCAUUGUACAGUUCCUAGAGAAAGACCCAGCAUUAACAGAGCCUGUCAUCAGGGGUUUACUCAAGUUCUGGCCAAAAACCUGCAGUCAAAAAGAGGUGAUGUUCCUCGGGGAACUUGAAGAGAUUCUGGAUGUCAUUGAGCCCACACAGUUUGUUAAGAUCCAGGAGCCACUCUUUAAGCAGAUCUCCAGAUGUGUGUCCAGCCCACACUUCCAGGUGGCGGAGCGAGCCCUGUACUACUGGAACAACGAGUACAUCAUGAGUCUGAUCGAGGAGAACUCCAGCGUCAUCCUGCCCAUCAUGUUCGCCAGCCUCUACAGGAUCUCCAAAGAGCACUGGAACCCAGCGAUUGUGGCACUGGUUUACAACGUACUGAAAGCCUUCAUGGAGAUGAACAGUACCUUGUUUGAUGAACUUACAGCCACCUACAAGUCGGACCGCCAGCGCGAGAAGAAGAAAGAGAAGGAGCGGGAGGAGCUUUGGAAGAAGUUGGAGGACUUGGAGCUGAAGCGGGGCCUUAGGAGCGACGGGAUCAUCCCCACUUAACGAAGCCGGCGCUGCGCUCUCCCUUUUCCUACCUUCCUUCCUCCCUUACGUCCUCUCUGACUCCCCCCCUCCACACACACACACACACACACUCACCACCCCUCCGAUCACCCCUCCCUCGAAGCAGCGGUGUCGGUCUCGAGGGUUGGGAAACUCCCCUGUUAAAAGGCCGUCUUUUCUGGAAUGACAUGGAAAGGCCCUAGUUUCCUUUUAUUUCUUUAUUUUUUUUUUAAAUUUUUUUUUCUUCCUCUGUAUUUGUGCGACUUAUUUUAACAGUAGUUUUAUCACGUCUCUGUUUUCAUUAUUUUAACAGCACUGUAAAUAAAUGUUUAUUUUUCUUUUUUUCCCUUAAGCUGAUAUUAUUGCAAAAGGAAAAAUUAAAUAAUAAAAAAAAUAAGGAAAAAAAUAGAAAAUGAGAAAAUGACUUAUGUGGGAGAGGGGAAAAGACUUCUGGACUGUAGAACAAGAAACAAACUCUUCGAAGAAAAAAAAACACAAAAAAAACAACAGCAAAAAAAGAAGCUAGAUUGUUUAACUCAUCCCCACUCUUCCUUAACACCGCUUGUUUUGUUUUGGUUUUUUUUUUUUAAAUGUUUUCCCAUUUUCUGGUUCUCCCUUGCUUCUCCUCUCCUCUUCUCUCUCUCUCUCUCUC
Lampris incognitus (smalleye Pacific opah) is the source of this 2412-nucleotide messenger RNA. It is a transcript of the gene ppp2r5eb, whose product is annotated as protein phosphatase 2, regulatory subunit B', epsilon isoform b. The transcript is spliced from 14 exons. Gene Ontology annotation, biological process: protein dephosphorylation; signal transduction. Gene Ontology annotation, cellular component: cytosol; nucleus; protein phosphatase type 2A complex. The record is from RefSeq and is a predicted model, not a curated record. Gene Ontology annotation, molecular function: protein phosphatase activator activity. Bases 357 to 1760 code for a protein of 467 amino acids. Lineage: Eukaryota; Metazoa; Chordata; Actinopteri; Lampriformes; Lampridae.